UGAACAAACUAAAAAAAAGUACAUAGGAUACAAUUCUAUAUUUCUAAUGUUAGCACGUAUUCCUACUGUACUGGGCAAAGUAAUGUUUCUGGACUACUAAAUUUAGAAAUGCCAGUAUCUGUGUGAAAACCCAGCUGUGUUAUUCCUGUCUGAAUGCAGAGCUAUACAGUGAUUUGGGAAGUUCAUGCCAUGUUUCUGCUGAAUUGGCAGCAGCUGUAAGAGCCGAGUGGAAAGAGUGACCGAGUCUCCUGGAUGUGAGGAGUGAGUCAGACCCACCACCCCCCUUCCAAGAUUCCACGGUAGUCAUCACUUGAGCUGAACACAGAACAGUGCCACCAUUUCAACUCCCUCCCAGUCCCACCCCAAGAAUCCACCUUUUUCUUGUUUGUGCGACAAUCACUCAGUUACCACAAUGAUAUAAAGAUGCUUCACUAUGGUGAACGAUAGAGAAGAUCUCAUCUACAAACCUGACACUUGAGGCAUUUGGGUCAAGACGACGAUUGUGACUUUUCUUCUUUGAGAUCACUCACUUGUGGAAGUCACACCUCGCUGACAGGAAGCAUCUGUUGGCAAGCUCACAGGUUUGCAGUUCCAUGGUGAAGUACUUACAAACAUGCAUAGCCCAAUAAACAAAUUGAUUUGUCAUGCAAAACAUUAGACAUAAAAAUAUUUGUAUUUUCAUAGCACACGAUCUGAACUUAUAAUUUCAUAGUAUUAUCUUGGUGCAUUAACAUAAACGUUCUUCACGCUCCUUAGGGUUUUGAAAGCGCUUGAAAUUAGAGUCCACUUGCCUGCGAAUGCAAACAGAAGCCUUUAAAAGUGCAUUACACUUGGCAGCAUCACAAAUAUGUUCCUCCUUCUGAAGGCUGUGUAAUAUUAAUGUUCUCCGUCAAUGUGCGCUCUUUGCAAAUAUUAUGGAUCCAACCAUUAGGAGCAUCAAAAAGGGUGGGGUGGAUGGCAUGCCAUUCGCUCCCAACGGUAAAACUAACCAUAUGUUGGACCUUAUGGAACUUCUUUUGGGGUUCCUGAGCAUCUGGAGUAGUUUAACUUCAGUCACUUUCAGACUCUAUGGGGGAGGAGGGGGGAGGUUUACUAUUCACAGCCCUGUUUCUGGGGUAAACACAUCUGCAGACAUUGUUUAUGCUGCAUUCACUAUGAAUGCGAGACAGAGACGAGCAGAAGGAGAGUGUAGUCUGUUAGUGUGUUUAUUUAGCUCAACCGUGUCUGUGUGUGUGUGAGAGUGUAGGGGGUGGUAAGGGGUUGGCUGACCACCCUGGACAGCCCCUUCCUGACUACAUCGCUGACAGGAAGUAUAGAAAGAAAAGGAGAAAAAGAGACGUGAACCUUUCUGUUUCUCCUUUUUGGGUUUUCUGCAUUUUUUACGAUUCAGCUCACGCUCAUCUGCAAAAAGAAUACAUAAUUCGGAAAACGCACCAAAGAGAAAAACACAAAGCGAAAGAGUGAAGCAAGAAUAUGGAGGACAACUUUUGCGGUGUUCUGGGGCAUUUUAUGAGGGAUUAUUUGUGACGCCAAGGGAAGAAUGUUGAGCAUGAGGAGUGAACGAUGAAAACAGCUGUUGGGACUCAGAACGCGGAGCAUCCUGAGAGGUGACCUAAAAUACAUUCAUCGGAUUCUUCUCAAAGUUCUGCUUGUCCUCAUUAUGCACUAUGCUCUCCCCUGGCCCUUCCACAGCGCCUUCAGGCCUCUCCAAACCAUCUUCACCCAUUCAGGCAUCUUUCCAUUCACAAACCUCUCCUCUUCCUCUAAGUCCUCCUUCUUCCUUGACUUCUACAACGACCUUCCCAUUGGUUGAUAUCUCUGACAACCCAUCCCCUGACCCCGCCUCCCAUCCGCUUCCUACUUCACCCCCAAUCUCAUGUGUACAACCUUCCUCACCUAAACUUAACUCCAAACCAUCCCCACCUCCUCCCCAGAAACCCAUGUCUCCUCAGGUCCCAAAGCCACCCCUCCCAGCACAACUCCCCUCUGCUCUUCCUAAGAGCUCCUCCACUGCUCUGCCUAGACCACCUCCACCUCCUGGUGUUAGACCCUCAUCUCCACCUCAACCCAGACCACCUCCACCGGUAGUCCCAAAACCACCAGUCCCUACAUCUCCAGUUAGCAAAUCCAAUAAACCUAUUCCUCCUGGUAUCAGCAUCCUGGAGAAACUGAUUAAGACGUGUCCAGUGUGGCUUCAACUGGGAAUGAAGCAGGACCGAGCCAUGCACAUACUCAGCAAGGAGUUUCCUGGGAUCUUUUUAGUCAGGAGGGAUGCAAGUCAAAAAACGAUGAUACUGGCAGUGCGCCUUCCUGACCAGCUGGGGGAGCCCCAUGUCAAAGAACUGCCUAUAAAGGAAGAAAAGUCCUUGCUAUACCUUGAAGGGUCUGUGCUGGUGUUUGAGAACAUUUUUAAACUCAUUGCUUUCUACUGUGUUAGCCGCGACAUCCUUCCUUUUCCCCUGAAGUUACCUCAGGUCAUUCAAAAGGUAGCUAAAUAUGAGGACAUGGAGGUGAUCUCUUCUCUAGGAUCAGAGUUCUGGAACUCAGCUCUGAAUAGUCAUGAGGAAGUGGAAAACAUUUCUGGUAGUUGUGGCGCUCUGGAUAGGCAGGGGCAAAGCAGCUCCUGUGAAAUCCAGAUUUCCAUCGGCAGUGACCGGCUUUGGUAUGUCAACCCAAUUUUCAUUGAGGAAUGCAGCAACAGCUUGCCACCCACCUCUUCUGCCCCUGUUUUGAGGACCCAGAGUCUCAACACACCAGUCCAGGCUCUGCCCAAAUACAAAAGGCCACCACCCCUACGCCCUCGUCCUCCCAGUGCACCUGAUUGUUCUCAAAACUAUGUAUUAGCCAAGCCAUCAAAAGGGGAGUUCAAGGCAGUUCUCAGUUCUCCUCCCCCUUCAGUCCAGAAAGGGGAAGGAAGUGACUCUGAGCGUGCAGACAGAGAACAAGAGAGACAGGGAACUCCUGCCCCAAGCACUGAGCGUGAAAAGCCAGCUGUCUUACAACCAGCUCAGGGCAAAGAAGGAAAACAGCUUUCUAAUACGUCUUCACAUCGAGUUCCUCCAAUACCAAUCCGACGGAGGCUCUCUGAAAAGCAAGCUUCAGAGGAACCAACGCAGCAGGAAGUCCACACCAGCACCUCCACAGAUGCAAAGGACAAUAUUCCACAAGUCCCGGUAGCAUCCCUCAUUUGUCUAGAUGACAGUAUGGAAGAAAGAGACAAGCCUAUGGACCCAGAGACUCAGCAACUUAAGGAAGUGCCAGUGGAAGAGUCUAAGGUAACAAAUGGAGCUACAGUGGUGACUCUAGAGGUAGCACCUCAACCGAAGAGACCUAAUGCUCCAGUGGCACCCCCCAGGAAGAAAAGAUUCUCUCAGAAUCUGACCGGACAUGUCUCCCAAAGCUUUGUAAACUCACUCAAGCCAAUUCCUCAAGAGUCCACUUCCAUCGUUCCUUUAAACUCAAGCAGCCCCAGUCCCGUCCGCCACUCGCUCUGCAUCAAUGCCGGUAAUCCCAAAGUCUCAGAUGUUUCUCUGUACUCUCCUGAUGGUGGAGCUCCACCAGACCAUGACUCCUACUCAACCAGCAGCACAGAGGAGGAGGUGGAGACCAAUGCAGCAACAGGUACUGUCAUGAAGAGGACCCCAACAAUUAUGUUAGACCGCAAGCAACGACUGUCAAUGGUAUCUAUGGCGAACCUCUCAAAUGUCCUCACGGGCUUCAUGAACGCAGACCGUAAGUUGCAGAAGCGCAUUGUCGAACUGUCCCGAGAUGGGAACACAUACUUUGGGAACCUUGUUAAGGAUUAUCGAGCUUUCACUUUGGACACCAUGCGGAAACACACCUCCAGCACAGAGAUGCUCCAAGAAAUCAGGCAGAUGAUAACCCAACUGAAAAGCUAUCUGAUCCAGAGUGCAGAGCUGCAAAAUCUUCAGGAAGCAGCCGGAUACUCCGAGGAGAAACUGGAGAUGAUUAUUGAAGCAGCACUAUGCAAAAGUGUCCUGAAACCCUUACGAGAGGCUGUGUAUAACGGACUGAAGGAUAUCCACUCCCGUGCAGGAGAUUUGAAGAAACUAAAAGAAAACCAGCAAGUGGUUCAGGGGACGACCACCACAGACCUGGGGGUCAUCACCAGUGUUCCUGAAAUGGCCAUUAUGGAGAAAAUUCAAACAAAGCUGGGUAACCUGCACCAAGAAUAUUCACCUCAGAAGAAGAUCGACCUGCUCCUCAAGACCUGCAAAAUCAUCUAUGAAUCCAUGUCUGUAGGCUCUCCAGGAAAGGCUCACGGGGCUGAUGAUUUCCUGCCCGUGCUGAUGUACGUUUUGGCUCGCUGUAACAUCAGCGCUCUGAUGCUGGAUGUGGAGUACAUGAUGGAGCUAAUGGAUCCGGCACUGCAGCUCGGAGAGGGUUCGUACUAUCUCACCACCACUUAUGGAGCUCUGGAGCACAUCAAAAAUUUUGAUAAACAAGCUGUGACCAGACAGCUGAGUUUGGAGAUCCAAGACUCCAUCCAUCGAUGGGAGCGCCGCCGCACCCUAAACAAAGCCAGAGCGUCACGCUCCUCUGUACAGGACUUCAUUAAUGUGUCCUUCCUGGAGGCUGGAUCCAACACCAAGACCUUGGGAUUGCGUCCCAACACUACCGCUCAGGACCUGUGCAAUCAGUGUGCAGAGAAGUUUGAGGUGCUGGAUCCUGAGUCUUAUUGCCUAAGCGUGCUGCUGGACGGCCAUUACAAGCCUUUGGCUCCCGAGGAGUUUCCUCUCACCAUCAAAUCCAGUUUGCACCACAGUGAGCCACGUACGGAAUAUUAUUUCGUCUACCGCCACGGUCGCUGGCCAGAACAAGAGUCUGUGGAUGAGACGCCAUCUACACCAGCUCCUGAAGAGAGUUUGAUAUGAACUGCGUUUGUAUGUGUGUGUGUGUGUGUGUCAGUGAUAGGUGGGUCUUUAGCAGAGGGUUUGAGCUGCUUGAAUGGACAACUUUAAUUUACAAAACAAUAUAAGUGAUGCACAAGAAAGUAAACUGACAUUACGAUGCCUAACCACAUAGCAGAAUGUGCUAUUUGCCCAUGGAAAUUAUACGAAUACAAAAACUGGCUUACAAGCUGGCUGGCAUUUGCUUUAACACAUGUGCUGGAAAGGACCAGGACUGGAAUCCAAAAUCUGUUUUGAAAAGACAGAAUCUCCUAGAAAAGCCUCGCAUGAAGAGCCUGCAUUAUUUUGAGACUCAAGAAUAUCUGCACACACAACAGAUACAUCCUUCACCUUAGUCAGCCUUUACUUCAGCAGACCUGUUGAUCCCAAGCAUUAUACAGUCCUUGAAAGUUUCACGAUUUACAAAUGAAACUUCAUCUUUCCAACUAUGGAAAUAUUUUCACAUCUCAGGGCUCAGCAGAUUGUGACUCAUACCCUGUUUCGGUGCUUAUUUCUUCAUUUAUACGUUUCUUUAAGCAAUGCAUCUUUACAAACCUUGAACCGGUUAUGCACCUGCAUUGCUCUUCUAUCAUAUGCUGCCAUACAGAUAUGCUCUCAGUGUUAUAUUUCAUUCAUAUUUGGUUCACUGUUGCUGCUUUAUAUAUCAACAUAUACAAUAGUUUAGGCAUAAGCUCUGGUUUUGCAGCAAAUUAUUUUAAGCAGCAUGAAUGCAUAUGUAUCACAAUGCGUGACUGUUUCAGUGAGCACAACACUUGUCAAACCAAAGAUUGGUGUUAUAUAAAAAAUAUAUUCUGGUAAUAAAUACAUUUUACAUUAUA
Molecule: messenger RNA, 5749 nt
Organism: Onychostoma macrolepis
Lineage: Eukaryota; Metazoa; Chordata; Actinopteri; Cypriniformes; Cyprinidae
Gene: rin3
Product: Ras and Rab interactor 3
Biological process (GO): signal transduction; vesicle-mediated transport
Cellular component (GO): cytosol; endocytic vesicle
Molecular function (GO): guanyl-nucleotide exchange factor activity; small GTPase binding
Source: RefSeq, a predicted model, not a curated record